Fusarium subglutinans is the source of this 1281-nucleotide messenger RNA. RefSeq names its product tryptophan dimethylallyltransferase 1. Lineage: Eukaryota; Fungi; Ascomycota; Sordariomycetes; Hypocreales; Nectriaceae. Gene Ontology annotation, molecular function: transferase activity, transferring alkyl or aryl (other than methyl) groups. The transcript is spliced from 2 exons. The record is from RefSeq and is a predicted model, not a curated record. Bases 1 to 1281 code for a protein of 426 amino acids. Gene Ontology annotation, biological process: alkaloid metabolic process.
AUGCCUGGAAAAGUGAAUCUCUCAGAGCUUGACUCUGGAACCUUGCAUUCCCUCCACCAUACCAAGAACAAGACUGGGACGGCGGUCGACAUCCAUCAGCAGCACUGGAACCAAACUGUCGGAUCAACGCUAAGGAGAUUCCUGGCCAGUGCCGGGUAUGACUCUCAAAGUCAAUCCCGCAUCCUGGACCAGUUCUCGAACCUUGUCGCCCCAUUUCUCGGUUCGUCCCCCGUGCGGGGAGAGCCAAUAUGGAAGAGCUUCAUGACAGACAACAACUGUCCAGUGGAGCUGAGCUGGGACUUUCAUACCGGUAACAGCCAGCCAACAAUACGAUAUUCUAUAGAGCCCAUCGGUCUUGAGGCAGGGACAGCGACAGAUCUACACAACGAAGAAGCUGCGGCAAAGUUCGUACGAAAAGCAACACGGGCUUUCCCUGAUAUCGAUAUAGCCCUCUUCAAUCACUUUUAUGAGUACUUCAAUGGACGGUGGAACGCCGAUCGGCCAGAGGGUCACCGAAGCACCAUGUUCUGGGCAUUCGACUUGAAGGAGUCCGUAACCACGAACAAGGCCUAUUUCUUCCCAGGGCUUAUCGCCCACGCAAUGGACAAGUCAACGCUUGAAGUCAUGGCGGAUUCCAUUACUUCUGCUCCAGGAUGUCGACCACAAAACAUCAGCUCUUUCGCAAGCUUUUCGAAAUUCAUCCAUGAGCGCCAGCACUUGGGCUUCGAGAUGGAUAUGCUGGCAUUGGACUUGGUUCCCGUCGAGGAGUCAAGACUGAAGAUCUACUUUAGAAUAAGGCGAACAGAUUUCCGGUCAGUGACCGAGAUGAUGUCACUGGGAGGCAGGAUACAUGGCCAAGAAUUCGACGUUGGCAUGAGAAAUCUGAGAAAUCUCUGGGACAUGCUGUUAGGAACGAGUGGAGUACCUGAUGAUAUUCCUCUACCGCACAAUAACCAUCGGACAUCCGGGAUACUCUACAAUGUCGAGUUCCGCACGAACAGCACGACACCAAAGGUCAAGAUCUAUAUACCAGUCCGACACUACGCCAAGAAUGACUCACAGAUCAUUGAGGCCCUGGGAGACUUUCUGACAGAUCAGACUAGCAAGCUGCCUGAUCUUGCGAUCGAUUCGGCUUGGGCCAAGAGAUAUGCAAAUUGCUUGGACAGUAUUUUCGGAGAAGAGAAACUGUCGAAUGGUCUAGGUGUUCAUACCUACAUCGGUUGUUCCAUACAGACCAAGGGCGACCUUCGUAUUGUGGCCUAUGUCAACCCUCAGCAAUAA